Messenger RNA from Solanum dulcamara, 1109 nucleotides. Its product is annotated as vacuolar protein sorting-associated protein 20 homolog 2-like. Bases 184 to 852 code for a protein of 222 amino acids. Lineage: Eukaryota; Viridiplantae; Streptophyta; Magnoliopsida; Solanales; Solanaceae. The transcript is spliced from 6 exons. Gene Ontology annotation, cellular component: ESCRT III complex; multivesicular body. The record is from RefSeq and is a predicted model, not a curated record. Gene Ontology annotation, biological process: vesicle budding from membrane; late endosome to vacuole transport via multivesicular body sorting pathway.
CUUUUAUCCAACAAGGCCUCUCCCAUCUCCAGGAUUACAUUGUGAGCAAAGGGUUUUGCUCUAAAGAUGCAAAACCUCCCAAUUAUAGCAGAUUCUUGAGUUUGAACAUAAAAAAAUUCAUUCUUUUUACUACCUUUGAAUUUCUCUCUAUCUUUUAUUUUGGUGGGUGUCAAAAUUUGGAAGAUGGGAAAUUUAUUUGUCAAGAAACCCAAGAUCACUGAAGUAGAUAAAGCAAUUCUGUCUUUGAAGACCCAAAGGCGUAAGCUUGCCCAGUAUCAGCAACAGUUGGAGGCUGUUAUUGAAGCUGAAAAACAAGUUGCAAAGGCCUUGCUACGUGAAAAGAAGAAAGAUAGAGCCCUUUUAGCCUUAAAAAAGAAAAAAGUGCAAGAAGAAUUAUUAAAUCAAGUUGAUGUCUGGCUCAUAAAUGUUGAGCAGCAAUUGGCAGAUAUAGAACUUACAAGCAAGCAAAAGGCUGUGUUCGAGAGUUUGAAAUCUGGAAAUAAUGCAAUUAAAGCAAUACAAAGUGAGAUUAACCUAGAGGAUGUUCAAAAGUUAAUGGAUGAUACAGCAGAGGCAAAAGCUUAUCAAGACGAAAUCAAUGCAAUUCUUGGAGAGAAGCUAUCUGCAGAAGAUGAAGAGGAAGUUUUAGCAGAAUUUGAGAAUCUGGAGUCUCAGUUAACUGUGCAAGAUCUGCCAGAAGUUCCUUCUGCAGCACCACCUGCUGAAAAUGUGGAAGAGGAAUUGGAUCUUCCUGAUGUACCUACAAAAACUCCAGUCAUUGCGGAUGCUCAAGAUAUUUCAGCUGGGAUGACUGAGCGAAAGAAAGUUAUGGAAGAACCAUUACCAGUAUGAUCUCAUUGUGUCCUGGUUCAUGGUGUCAAAUUUAACGACACUAUUGAUAUGAUGAAGUCCUUUUGAAAUUAAAGAUCUCUAACUUCAUGUAACAUAUACAGUUCUUUGGUUAUUUUCUCACAGUUUUUUGUAUUUUUCUCUCGCGACUCUACAGAUUGUCGUCUUAUUUCCAACAUGCACAUUUCGGAUAUCAUAUUUGUACAGUAUGUUUUCUGUCAUAUAGAUUAUAGAAAACAUUCCAGAGUCAUUGAUAAGUA